Cylicostephanus goldi is the source of this 467-nucleotide messenger RNA. The record is from the annotation of a GenBank genome assembly. Lineage: Eukaryota; Metazoa; Nematoda; Chromadorea; Rhabditida; Strongylidae.
AUGAUCCCAGUUGUACGUCGCGCACUGCAUACCUCAGUAGCGUCUUGUCGCGGACGAACCACUUUCUUCAACAUUCAUAAGAAAGUGACUGACCCUGCGAAACAGGACCCGGACUACUUCGAAAAAGCCGCAAGGGAAUUACCUUUAGAUGACAACUACAUUGAUGCACUGGGAAAACUCUACUACGAAAAAAUUGGCUCGGAGCGAGAUCUGGGAUUGAAAGCUGCGGAUAAUUUGGUCGCGGACCAGCAAAAGUUUGGCUUACCCGACUUGGAUCUUUCGAGCCCUCGUUUCCAGUACAGAGAUCUUGACAUCCUCAAGGAUGCUCCGGAAAGUGUGAAGAAGAUAUACAGAAGGGACAUGUCGAGUGAAUGGAAAGCACAGCUGAUUGGCAAAGUGAAUCAACACACCUUAGAUGAAGCCAGCCUGGAAAUGAAAAGUAAGUUGUUCAUUAGCGUUAUCUGACU